This is a messenger RNA of Nerophis ophidion (straightnose pipefish), 3606 nucleotides long. Its product is annotated as integrin beta-3-like. The transcript is spliced from 16 exons. Gene Ontology annotation, biological process: cell migration; cell-matrix adhesion; integrin-mediated signaling pathway. Gene Ontology annotation, molecular function: integrin binding; fibrinogen binding; fibronectin binding. The record is from RefSeq and is a predicted model, not a curated record. NCBI's taxonomy places the organism in Eukaryota, Metazoa, Chordata, Actinopteri, Syngnathiformes, Syngnathidae. Bases 510 to 2627 code for a protein of 705 amino acids. Gene Ontology annotation, cellular component: focal adhesion; integrin complex; cell surface.
CAGCGAGUGUCUCGUGAGCUGCCCCACAUGAUGCCUGACUAAAACAAAAAGAGAUAUACCACAGUCAUUGCAUGAUGGGAUUGUCCCCAGGUCACUGCAACCCCUGCCAAGCCCAUCUAUCCAUCCAUUUUCUACCGCUUGUCCCUUUUGGGGCCGCGAGCGGUGCUGGAGCCAAUCUAAGCUGCAUUCGGGCGGAAGGCAUUUACACCCCGGACAAAUCGCCACCUCAACACAGACCCCUGCCAAGCAUCUGUAACGACCUGGGCGCAUGGUGAUGCGGAUUUCGUUCUCCCAGGGAAGCAGAUGGGCUUCGGACACAGCGUACAGGUUUAAAUGUUUGCACCUCCAGAGGGGCCAGCACUUGUAAGCAGUGUCUCGCGGUGCACCCCAGCUGUGCAUGGUGCGUCCAAGAGGUUUUUGGUCAGGGCGAGGGCAGCUCGUCCCGCUGCGACCUAAAGACCAACCUGAUUGCAGCAGGCUGUGCUGCGGUGGAGUCCCCACAUAGCAGAAUGCAAGUGCUAGAGGAUCGGCCCCUCACUAAAAAGGCGGCGGGGGCCACUCAGGAUGUAACUCAGAUCAAGCCCCAGAAGCUCCACAUCACCCUCAGGCCCGAUGAUGCCAAGCGCUUCACGGUUAAGGUACGGCAGGUAGAGGACUACCCCGUGGACCUCUACUACCUCAUGGAUCUCUCCUACUCCAUGAACGACGACCUGUACCGCCUGAGGACGCUAGGGAGGGGUUUGGCCGAGGCCAUGAACCGGGCCACCAGCAACCUCCGCAUGGGCUUUGGGGCCUUUGUGGACAAACCACUGUCCCCUUACAUGUACAUUUCUCCUAAAGAGGCUGUCAAGAACCCUUGCUUCAGCAUCAACACCACCUGCCUGCCUCAGUUUGGCUACAAACACGUUCUGUCUUUAACGGAGAAAGUGAAUCGCUUCACAGAGGAAGUAAGGAAGCAGAUUGUAUCCAGGAACCGGGACGCACCCGAGGGAGGUUUUGAUGCCAUCCUCCAGGCCGCUGUCUGCAAGGAGCAGAUCGGCUGGCGUCCCGGCGCGUCCCACCUCCUCAUCUUUACCUCGGACGCCAAGACGCACGUGGCGCUGGACGGUCGCCUCGCCGGGAUCGUGCGGCCCAACGACGGACGGUGCCACCUCAACUCGGACAACUUGUACAGCAUGUCUACCACCAUGGAUUACCCAUCCCUCGCGCUCAUUACGGAGAAGAUGUCAGAGAACAACAUCAACCUCAUCUUUGCUGUCACCAACCCUGUGGUGCCAUUGUACCAGAACUACAGUGAGCUGAUUCCCGGUACCACUGUGGGAACGCUGUCCAAUGACUCUGGCAAUGUCAUUCAGCUCAUAUUGAAGGCCUACGCUAAAAUCCGCUCCAAGGUAGAGCUGGAGCUUUUGGGCGUCCCGGAGGAGCUGUCGCUCUCUUUUAACGCCACAUGUUUAAAUGGAGAAGUCAUCCCAGGCCUCAAGUCUUGCUCGGGACUCAAGAUCGGAGACACGGUGUCUUUCAGUGUGGAGGCCCGAGCUCGAGCCUGCCCCAAACAGAAGAAGAAGACCUUCAUCAUCAAGCCGGUGGGUUUCAAGGACUCCCUCUCCAUCACUGUCACCUUCGAGUGCGACUGCAAGUGCCAGAACAAAGCACAGCCCUUCAGCCCCAAGUGUCACCAGGGCAACGGCACCUUCGAGUGCGGUAUCUGCAUGUGCCACCCGGGCCGCUUGGGACCGCACUGCGAGUGUGCCGAGGGCGACUACGGCCCCGCGGAGCAGGACCGCUGCACAGAGCCCGGGGACGGGUCCAGGGGUAUCUGCAACGGGCGCGGGGACUGCGUGUGCGGUCAGUGCGUGUGCCACAGCAGUGACUUUGGAAAAGUGUGGGGGAAGAUGUGCGAGUGCGAUGACUUCAACUGUCUUCGUGACAAGGGGGAACUCUGCUCUGGCCACGGCGUCUGCAACUGCGGCUUCUGCCAGUGCGCUCCCGACUGGCAGGGGGAGAACUGCAACUGCUCCACACGAACCGACACCUGCAUGUCCCACCUGGGCCUGCUGUGCAGUGGGAGGGGCCAGUGUGUGUGCGGAGCCUGCGAGUGCACCCAGCCCGGGGCCUACGGGGCCACCUGUGACAAAUGCCCCACCUGCCCUGACGCAUGCACCAUGAAAAAGGAGUGUGUGGAGUGUAAGCAUUUCAAAAGAGGCAAGCUGUUUGAAGACAACACCUGCGCUCGCAUCUGCAAGGACGACAUUGUGCUUGUGGAUGAAUUAGUGUUCCACGAUACAAACGCCGUUAACUGCACUUACAAGGACGAGGACGACUGCCUGGAGCGCUUCCAGUACUACGAGGACGCCAGCGGCAAGUCCAUCUUGUUUGUCGUCAAGGAGCCAGACUGCCCGGAAGGCCCGGACGUCUUGGUGGUGCUGCUCUCGGUAGCCGGGGCCAUCUUGUUCCUGGGCUUGGCGGCCCUGCUCAUCUGGAAGCUGCUGGUGACCAUUCACGACAGGCGAGAGUUCGCCAAAUUUGAGGAAGAGCGCGCUCAAGCCAAAUGGGACACGGGACAUAAUCCUCUUUACAAAGGGGCCACCUCCACCUUCACAAACAUCACAUACAGAGGAAAAGACUGAUCGGAUGAAACAAACUUUCUCUGUGUGGGGGAAAAUAAUCAUGUGCAGGUCUCUACUGUCACAAAUGCAAUGAAUAAUAAUUAUUAUUGUUUGUAAAUAUGUAGAAAUGAUUUUGUUUUAAUCAGUGUUUUGUCAGCAAAUAUAAUCAUGGUUGUUGUUUCUACAUGCAAGCUACUGCCAUCUAUUGGGAAAAAACUGUAACUGCAAUAGUAAGUUAAACUGUUGAUUGGCAUACGGAAAAAAAUGUCUAAUUAAGAGUUGAUUAAUUUAUAGUUUCUUGAAAAAUGUUACAGGUAACUCUAAGUGACUUAAAUUUUUUUUAAUGCGUUUAUACAAAUGUAAUAUACAAAUGCAAUGAAGUUAAAUCGAAUUCAAACAUGUUUAGUGCAUUAAAUAUUAGGAAUAAGUAAAGUUUAAGGACAUUGUGUGUACAUAAAUAUACAAGAGUAACAUAAUUGACCUCCCCAUCUCGAGAAUAUUUACCUUUUCUUUUUAUAGAGGAGGUUUCGACCAAAUUUAAUGCAGCAUUUCAGAAUAAAAGCCUCUGAAAUAUGCAUUUGCAUGUGAUUUCAGAUAUGUUUUGUUUUUUUACCUGUUUAAAAACGAUAACUUGUUCUGUUGAUUGGUGUUUGAGAAAAUAUGUCCAAAUGAAAAAUUGUUGAUUUAAAAUGUUAUCAGAAAAUUCAUAAAUAAUUUUAGAGGAAACGAUUUGUUUCUGAAAGUUUUUUGUAUGCUUUUAUUUGAACUUUUAUCCGGAUGUAAUAUCAUUCAAACGUAAUGAAAUUGGAGUAAAUUCAAACAAAUGUAUUGUAUUAAAUGCUGGGACUAAGUAAAGUUUUAUUGAAUAUGUUUUGCACAUAAAUAUGUUAAUGUAACACAGCUGGCUGCUCAUACUAAUAAUAUUUACCUCUACUUGGAAAGAAGAGGUUUCAUCCUAACUUGAUGUAGCGUUUCAAAAUAAAAUCUAAUUUUGUGACUG